GUUCAUAACCGCCUGGAAGACUUGAUAACUGGUUUACAGACAACACAGGCAGCUGCAGAGGACCACCACCAUCAGCAGAUGCAAAAGCAGAAUGUGCUGGCUCUGACAUCAAAGGACUUGCGCAGCAUGUGGGAGGAGGAACUGAAGUCAAGAUCCCACCUUGAAGAGCGUGUUGCUCAGCUUGACAGGGAAAAGGCUGAACUCUUGGAACAGUGUGAAAGUGAAAGAAAGAAAGUGAAGAAGCUGGUAGAGUUGAAACGCCCAGUUGAACUGCGUCUGGACCAAGAAAUGAAAAGAAACAUUGAACUGCAGAAAGACUGUAAGAGGUUGAAGAGGCUUCUGAACAGAGCUAUGAAGAAACUCAGGGUGUAUGAGGAGAGAGAGAGAGAGUCCCAGCUUAAUUUGCAGGGAGAAGUGAAGAACAGGUAUUCUGAAAUGGUCAAUGAAGUUGGUAGAUUAAGAACAAAGGUUGGUGAACUUUCCCAGCAGCUGGACAUAGAGUCUAAAAAAUGCACGCAGCUAGAAGCACAAAAUCAGGAUUUGCGAGAAGAGUUGUCCACCAUGCGUGGGAACCAUGAAAAACUGGAGAAGAGCAAAUGCCAGCUGAAAGAAGAGGUGGCUAGCCUCAAACAUCGUUUGGAGACUAACAUGGUGGAUCACAGCCAAAUAGAACAAUAUAAAAGAGAGAUGGAAGAACGAGCCGGACAAGAAAUAAGACAAAAACUGCAAGAAGUCAAUCUGUUUUUGCAGACACAGGCAGCCUCCCAGGACAGAUUAGAACAAAUCAGAGCCAGUCAUCAUGCUUCACUGAGAAACCAGCUGAAACACAGAAUUAGAGAUCUUGAAUGUGAAUUGGACAGGAUAAAAAAUACCCAACAAGACAGUAUUUUUCAAAAAGAAUCCACGCAGGCAGAAGUGGAAAGGUACAAAGAGCUGUAUCUGGAGGAAGUGAAAAUUAGAAGAUGCCUAGCAAAUAAACUGGAAAGAGCUAAUGAGAAACUAGCAGAAGCCAACGCUAAGCUCCUUCAGGAGCGCCAUAGAAGCAAAUCUUUAAUUGCAAGCAGCAUUGUCAGUGGAGGUCUGGCUGCCAGUCCAGUUCUGUAUUCAACUGAACUGGGACAUCUUGGCAACAGUUUGGCACUGAACAGAAGUCUGAGUCUAGGAGGAAGCUUCCUAAGCCCAGCCGGGAAUGCAUUAUCAUCAAGAAACAGGGUUGAAGCCUAUGUGGCUAAGGUACGGCGGGAACUGGAUGAAAAAAUCACUAAAGAACUUGAACAGGCCACUGCUGAACUUGAAACUGGAUCUGCUGGAGCUUCUCCCAUGGUAUCUACUGAUGGUUCUUCAAAAAAUUUCCAUGUUGACCAGGAUCCCCUUUGCAGGGCAAUACAGGAGUACCGUGAUGUUUUAACCAAAAAUUACCUGAUAUGAACAAAAUGCUAGGGAAAGGCUCUGGAAAUCAUUUUGUUUACAUAGUGGAUCUAUAGUUUCCCAUUCCACAGUUCAGAUGUGAAAACAUGUUUAUUGCAGCCUGAAUAUGAAUUCUAAGUCUAUUAAAUGGAUGUAAAGCACAUUGCACUUACCUAUUGGUUUAUUGAUGCAUAGUUGUUCCAUUUUGCACUCACAAUAACAACCAUAUCUACUUUUUUUGACUAGCAGAUUGACUAAUCUUGAUUCCUGAGCUUGACAGAACUGUCAAAAUGUUUCUUACUAAGGUAGAUGCAUUAUUUUGCUCCACUUAUGUUCUGUGUUUUAACAAAGUACCAUUCCCUUUGUUCU
Messenger RNA from Pelecanus crispus (Dalmatian pelican), 1776 nucleotides. NCBI's taxonomy places the organism in Eukaryota, Metazoa, Chordata, Aves, Pelecaniformes, Pelecanidae. The record is from RefSeq and is a predicted model, not a curated record.